UUUGUCUAUAGCUAGAGGAUCUUGAUGUAGCAGGUCGUAGACCCUUAAUUGGGUUAGAUGGCUGCCAUUUGAAAACACCUAUGGGAGGGCAACUACUAUGUGCUGUAGCUAGGGAUGGAAAUGAAAACAUGUUUCCUCUUGCUAUAGCAUAUGUGGAUAGUGAAGAUAAAGCUUCAUGGACUUGGUUCUUGCAAGUAUUGUUUCAAGACUUUGGCAGGCCAGAGGAAACUAACUGGGUUUUCAUGUCUGACAAACAAAAGGGUUUAGUUGAGGCAUUUAAGGCUGUGUCACUUGCUAAUGAACACAGAUACUGUGUGAAGCACAUGUAUGAGAACUACAAGAAAAUCUUUAGAGGGGCUGAGUACAAAAAGAAGCUCUGGUUUGCAGCUAGCACUGGAAGUCUGAGGUCAUGGGAGAGGCAAAUGGAAGGAAUAAAGAAGUUUGAUGAGGCUGCUUACAACUGGAUUAUGCAGUAUGACCCAAGUACUUGGAGCAGAUCUCAUUUUUCAAUUCAAGCACAGUCUGAUGCUUUGCAGAAUAACAUAUGUGAGUCAUUCAAUGCAUACAUACUUAGAGCUAGAGAUAUGCCUAUUUUGAGCAUGUUUGAGUGGAUUAGAAGAAGGUUGAUGGCUAGGUUUCAUGUUAAGUACACUGCCAUGAGUAAGUAUAAGGGUAAUAUGUGUCCUAAUAAGCAGGAUCUACUAGAAAAAUUCAAAUUUGAAAGUAGGAAUUGCUUUUCUACUCCUGCUGGGGAUAACUUGUUUGAGGUUGAUUUCUAUGACACUAGCCAUGUGGUUAAUCUUAGAGACAAGACUUGUACAUGUCGAAGGUGGG
Molecule: messenger RNA, 834 nt
Organism: Cuscuta epithymum
Lineage: Eukaryota; Viridiplantae; Streptophyta; Magnoliopsida; Solanales; Convolvulaceae
Source: the annotation of a GenBank genome assembly